Molecule: messenger RNA, 528 nt
Organism: Cooperia oncophora
Lineage: Eukaryota; Metazoa; Nematoda; Chromadorea; Rhabditida; Trichostrongylidae
Source: the annotation of a GenBank genome assembly
AUGUCACUGGCCCAGCUGUUGCUCGACCCCUACUACCGUACUAUAGAAGGCUUCCAGAUACUCAUAGAAAAAGAAUGGUUGGCCUUUGGUCACCGCUUUUCGCAUCGUGCAAACUACACGAUUUCUUCACAGAAUAGUGGUAUAACACCGGUUUUUCUAGUGUUUCUGGAUGCAGUUCAUCAGAUUGCUACUCAGUUCCAUGAUGCAUUCGAAUUCAACGACUUCUACCUGCGGUUUCUUGCCUAUCAUAGUCAAUCAGCGUUCUUCCGUACGUUUGUGAUGGAUUCCGAAAGCGAGCGCAUUCAUCUUGAACAUCUCGUCCCGGAGACGGGAGAAGGACAUCGGGGAUGCAUGUGGACGUACAUCAAGGAGAAAACGUGUCGUAAUACAAUUUUCCAUAACCUUCUAUAUUCGCCCGAAGGUGAACGGGUUUUGAUUCCGGCUAGUUCAGUGGCAGUACUUCGAACAUGGGGUUUCUACUCGGAGGAGACGCUCAGCCACGGCUCGCCGUAUGAUAUUGGUAGGUGA